AAUUCUUCCACGCUCUUCUGUAGCUUUAUUCUCCAGGGUUCAUGACAUGUUUGGAUUUGGAUUUCAAUGGGUUGUGGUUUUCCCGAAUUAAGGGAACAGAAGUGGGAACUUCUAGUCGCCUUCAGGAUGUUUCAUCUCAAUUUUUUGCGUCUCCUAUAUCAGUUCCUCUGAGCUCCAAAUCCAAUUUCGUCCGGAAGAAUUAGAACGAGCAGUAGGUUGUGCGCUUGUGCCUGCUCCCAAGGAAAUUAAAUGCUAAUUUGGUUGCUUCUCCAUGUUAUGAUUAAAAAAAAUAUCCAUCAGGAUUUUCUGAUGCAAUUGACGUUGUCCGAGCAUAAGACAAUUCAUUACCGUUUGCCCCGUGCCCAUAUCUUACUUUAGUUCGACUGGGAUGGCUUAUCACCAAAUUUCCAGUCUUCAAGGAUAGCCUUUUUUUUAGAGCCUUCAACGGGGAUAGCUGGUCCGGUGGUUCUGUUAGGUGCCUGUUCCUUUCACAAAGAUAAGUCUGCGUUUACAUGUGACUUUGUUUCAUUCCUUGAAAACGAUGAACAAAUGGGAGGGUUGGUUUGGGCUGAAGCCCUCGGUGGUUACACAAUUUGAUACUAUCUCCAUAGCCUAGUUACUUAGGAUAAUAAACAAAAGGGCAGUUCAGUUUGCUCUUAUAAAAUUUGGAUUCCAAUUCCAAUAAUGAGAGAAACACAAAGAAAUUCCUUCAAGUUUGUUGCUAAGAUGUCUUGUUGCUUUCUGUUUGGAAAGAGAGCUCAACAUGUUGUUGAAGGCGAUGAUGAUGUACAUAGCGUGAAGGUAUUUUCUUACAACGAGUUGAGAAAGGCGACUCAAGAUUUCAGUGGGGCAAAUAAGAUUGGAGAGGGUGGUUUUGGUUCCGUGUUCAGGGGUAUGCUUAAAGAUGGCACAUUAGUUGCAGUGAAGGUGUUGUCAGCUACUUCAAGGCAAGGUGUCCGAGAGUUCUUAACUGAACUCACAGCAAUUUCUGACAUCAAGCAUGAAAACCUAGUCACUCUUGUCGGUUGCUGUGCUGAAGGGUCCCAUAGGAUCCUUGUUUACAAUUAUCUUGAGAAAAACAGCCUUUCACAGACAUUGCUAGGCUCCAGCUAUAGCAACAUUCAGUUCAACUGGAGGGCUCGUGUCAAAAUUGCCGUGGGUGUUGCCCGUGGACUUGCAUUUCUUCACGAGGAAAUACGUCCUCCCAUUAUCCACCGGGACAUUAAAGCGAGCAACAUUCUGCUUGACAAGGACCUUACCCCCAAAAUUUCUGAUUUCGGAUUAGCGAGGCUCCUCCCUCCAAAUGCAACUCACGUGAGCACCCGAGUUGCGGGCACAUUAGGAUACUUGGCUCCUGAAUAUGCUAUCCGAGGUCAAGUGACAAAAAAGUCCGAUAUAUAUAGUUUUGGAGUUCUUCUGUUAGAAAUCGUCAGUGGCAGAUGCAACACCAACACAAGAUUGCCUCAUGAAGAUCAAUUUCUACUUGAGAAGACAUGGGCACUCUAUGAGCAAGGACAUCUAGAUGAGAUCGUAGAUGUCGAUAUAGGCGAUGACCUGGAUGUCGAGGAGGCAUGCCUAUUCUUGAAAGUUGGCCUCCUAUGCACACAAGACGCAAUGGCACGCCGACCCCACAUGACAACCGUUGUCAGAAUGCUCACAGGGUCUAAGAACAUCUCCAUGGAGAAGAUUACUAGGCCCGCCCUGAUCACCGAUUUUGCCGAACUCAAGGUCAGUAGCAAACCACAAGGAGCAAGCGAGACGCGCUCCUACCCAUCGAGAUCCUUCACCACCACAGAAGUGACGGAACCGUUCUCAUCAUCGGAGACAACCACACAGACAUCAAUGUGAAAAGUUGGAAUUAGUGUUGCUCGAUUUGUACAUUGCAGUGUGAUAGAUGAAUGCAAUUUUUGGAGGAAUUUCUUUGUUUUCUUUACAAGGAGAGGUUGGACAGCAACCUGUUGCUUGCUUCCUUGUACGAUGUAAAUAUUUGGAAAUGAAGAUUGAUCAAGAUAAUCUUUUGCAUGACUUACAUUUCUGAA
Molecule: messenger RNA, 2039 nt
Organism: Brachypodium distachyon (stiff brome)
Lineage: Eukaryota; Viridiplantae; Streptophyta; Magnoliopsida; Poales; Poaceae
Product: cold-responsive protein kinase 1
Exons: 7
Coding region: 685-1848 (387 amino acids)
Biological process (GO): protein phosphorylation
Molecular function (GO): ATP binding; protein kinase activity
Source: RefSeq, a predicted model, not a curated record